AUGCGGAGAAGUCAGCCACUGCUGCCCCACUGCCAUGCGCGUGAGCCGGAGGAACUUGGAAUUAGGUACACACCUCUCCUCUCCCGUUCCUCACGUUUCGCGCUGCGCCUGCUUGGACUGCUAUUCUGAUUUAACAUGAUAGGAUUUAACAUGAGAGGAACUGCCCUUUAUUCACGCGGCGUCAUAAACGGCUUUGGAACGUUUGCAAAAGGUUCGGUUCUCACUCACAGGUGAAGUGUCAGCUGCGCACGGGCAUCCUCGCAUCAUGACCGGAGGAGUUCCCUCGAUUCUCAGGGAAUUAUACAGACUGAGACUGGCAGAGUCAGAGAACCACAGAGAGGUAAGACUCGAUGCAUUGGGAGAGGAUUGUGGGUGUGUGAUUUUAGUCAGAGGAUGGAUAGCCACAGGUGCCGCAUGCAUCAGACCGGACGAAGAGUUGUAGGCUAUGUGGAUGACAGCACGGAGUGUUUUGUUUGCUGUAACAAUUGGGAAGGUUGGUCAACCUUACGCAUUACCAUGGCGCACGGCCACAGUUGAAUUCUACAGUGACAGAGCUGUCAGGAUACGCAACCCGAAACAGCGAGAAUAAGGAGACUGACUCACUGACCAUGGGGCAGUCCCCGCCACACGGCGCGCUCUCACUGGGCACAGCUGGACCUGCUGCUUUUUCACUCUGUGCGCUGUCAUUGAGAGAAUGGCACACAUAUCACUAUGACACACACACGUUGAGGUGCACCUUUGAAAAGCACACAUGAUGAUUUGCUUAACUGCUGUGGGUAUUCAGUCAGAGUAGCCUACAGUAUUAGCUGGAGGAACUAACAAGGAUGGACAUGGGUGGCUAUUAUGUACAUAUAUUUUCAGCAGUUUUUGUCCACAAGGAAAGUUGAGCAGCAUAAAAUCAACACAUUCCGUUUGUGUGUCUAGCAGCCAGUUUUUAGCCUCAUGCCUUCCUUCACAUGUACCACACAGUAAUGUAUUCAGAAUGUUUGAGGGUGGGUCAAUAUAAAACAAACCUCAUCCCCAGGCUAAACUGUAGAGAGAGCCAGCUGGUGGAUGAGAUUAAUAUACAACUAACUGGCCAGUCUCUCUCCUAUAGGGGUUCAAGAAGCAGCAGAACAUGCCUGGGCUGGUGGAGACUGGAUGAGCUAUAGGGGAGAUGCUGUAGUGUGUACCUGGAGGGGCUAUAGGGGAGAUGCUGUAGUGUGUACCUGGAGGGGCUAUAGGGGAGAUGCUGUAGUGUGUACCUGGAGGGGCUAUAGGGGAGAUGCUGUAGUGUGUACCUGGAGGGGCUAUAGGGGAGAUGCUGUAGUGUGUACCUGGAGGGUGUACCCAGGAAAUAUCACAUUUACAUAAGUAUUCAGACCCUUUACUCUGUACUUUGUUGAAGCACCUUUGGCAGCCUCGAGUCUUCUUGGGUAUGAUGCUACAAGCUUGGCAGACCUGUAUUUGGGGAGUUUCUCCCAUUCUUCUCUGCAGAUCCUCUCAAGCUCUGUCAGGUUGGAUGAGGAGCGUCGCUGCACAGCUAUUUUCAGGUCUCUCCAGAGAUGUUUGAUCCGGAUCAAGUCCAGUCUCUGACUGGGCCACUCAAGGACAUUAAGAGACUUGUCCCGAUGCCACUCCUGCGUUGUCUUGGCUGUGUACUUAGGAUCGUUGUCCUGUUGGAAGGUGAACCUUCGACCCAGAUUGAGGUCCUGAGCUCUCUGGAGCAGGUUUUCAUCAAGGAUCUCUUUGUACUUUGCUCCAGUCAUCUUUCCCUCGAUCCUGACUAGUCUCCCAGUCCCUGCCGCUGAAAAACAUCCCCACAGCAUGAUGCUGCCAACACCAUGCUUCACCGUAGGGAUGUUGCUAGGUUUCCUCCAGACGUAAUGCUUGGCAUUCAGGCCAUAGAGUUCAAUGUUGGUUUAAUCAGACUAGAGAAUCUUGUUUCUCAAGGUCUGAGAGUCCUUUAGGUGCCUUUUGGCAAACUCCAAGCGGGCUGUCAUGUGCCUUUUACUGAGGAGUGGCUUCCGUCUGGUCACUACCAUAAAGGCCUGAUUGGUGGAGUGCUGCAGAGAUGGUUGUCCUUCUAGAAGGUUCUCCCAUCUCAAGAGAAACUCUGGAGUUCUGUCAGAGUGACCAACGGGUUCUUGGUCACGUCCCUGACCAAGGCCGUUCUCCCCCGAUUGCUCAGUUUGGCCGGGCGGCCAGCUCUAGGAAGAGUCAUGGUGGUUCUUAACUUCUUCCAUUUAAGAAUGAUGGAGGCCACUGUUCUUGGGGACCUUCAAUGCUGCAUACAUGUUUUGGUACCCUUCCCCAGAUCUGUGCCUCAACACAAUCCUGUCUCGGAGCUCUAUGGACAAUUCCUUCAACCUCAUGGCUUGGUUUUUGCUCUGACAUGCACUGUCAACUGUGGGACCUUAUAUAGACAGGUGUGUGCCUUUCAUGUCCAAUCAUUUUAAUUUACCACAGGUGGACUCCAAUCAAGUUGUAGAAACAUCUCAAUAAUGAUCAAUGGAAACUGGAUGCACCUGAGCUCAUUUUCUUUCGAGUCUCAUAGCAAACGGUCUGAAUACUUAUGUAAAUAAGCUAUUCCUGUUAUUAUGGGGUAUUGUGUGUUGAUUAAUGAGGGGGAAAAAACUAUUUAAUCCAUUUUAGAAUAAGGCUGUAACAUAACAAAAUGUGUAAAAAGUCAAGGGGUCUGAAUACUUUCCGGAUGCACUGUAUUUAAAAUUGUGCAGAGCUCUGUCCCUGUUCUUAAAAUACGGCAAUUAUAAUGAUGCAUAUAAACAUUUUGUUUGCAACCAUAGGUUUCAUUUUUGGAUAAUUAAAACACAUUCCGCUGCCCACCACUGCAUCACAUCCAGCACGGUUUUGCUAACAAACUAAUUUGCAUGUUUCAUUUGAAAAUAGCAAAACAAUUGUAUACCGGUACUUUAAUAACAUGUUUAUUCGUUUUCUUGAAUACCCUUCUAAAUAAUUAAUGAUAUGUAUGCUGAUUUGAAUUUGAAAGGGUGGCCAGGACACGUUGGCCUGUCAUUCAGGAGAACCUUAAGAUUUGUUUUAAAUGAAAAGCACAAAAUAGAUAUUGACAGUGUUGCUAUAGUGUUGUUAUAUGCUAUAGUGGCGUAAUUUAUGGAACAUUUCUGUGAUAUUUUAUUUCAGCUCAUGAAACAUGGGACCAACACUUUACAUGUUGUGUUUAUAUUUUUGUUCAGUAUAUUUCAGUGGGGAAUGACUGUCCACUGGAGUGUGGUGUUGAACUUCGAAGUUCCGAUUCCGUCGUUGUCCACUUGUUAUUGUUAUUUAUUAGGAUCCCCAUUAGCCGCAGUCUCUCUUGUAGAAUAAUAAAGGCAUUGCGCACCAGUGCUUCAGGCGUAUCUCACGAGACCAGAAAUGUCCAUUCAUGCUGAUUUAUCGUUCUGCUGUGGGAGUGAGAUUAGGCAGCGCGCGCCGAGAGGAAGUCAGUGCAGAGGCGUUCUGCUCCGCUCCAGAAAUGCCCAUUCAUGCUGAUUUAUCGUUCUGCUGUUGGAGUGAGAGCAGGCAGCGCGCGCCGAGAGGAAGUCAGUUCAGAGGCUUUCUGCACGGCUCCAGUACAGUACCACACGACACGUUCUGACCUGCCGCCUCAGGACUGCCGACCACAAUAUUCUCUACAUUUACAGUCUACACUAAAUCAGCUCACAUCGGGAGACCAACCUGUGAAACAAUUCAUCUGCAUCCCAAAUGGCACCCUAUUCCCUUAAUAGUGCACAACUAUUGACCAGAACCCACGACCAGAGCCCUAUGGACCCUGGUCAAAAGUAGUGCACUAUGUAGGGAAUAAGAUGCCAAUUGGGAUGCACACCUUAUUUUACAACUGUACUGUGGGAGGCUGGCAGGUGCAGCUCAUUGCUUGCCUGGUUCUAGCCCAGCCUGAGCGACAGUACACAGCACACAUGUAUGCCUUUUAGUCUGUGACAGCAGCACAGUAUGAUAUGGAUGAGAAAGCAGAGGGGAUAUUCUAAAGGAGGAGGGGAGAAUUAACAUAAAUAGAGAGAUUGUAAGUGAGUUUGGACAUAAUGACAGGAGAGAAUUUAGUGCUUUGGAACAUUUGGCUUGGGUAUCGAAUAAUCAAUUACAGGUUGAUGUCAAUAUAUUAGCCCAUAUAUCUUAGCCUGAGUAAUCUCCCACUGCCAACACACACACACACACACACACACACACACACACACACACAGGGUUAGGUGAUAGAGUACAAAAUAAGGAAGAGGAAUGAACAGUUUGUGUCCAGACCACCAAACAGCACCUGUUGAUUGUUAGUUAUAUAUAGUAAGUCAAGCAGUGCUGUGGUGUAGUACGUUUGUUAUCAUGAAUCUUUACUGCAUGUGGUGACUUUGUCAAAGAGUGAAAGGGCCGAUGUGGCUUCAGUAAACAGACCAGAUGUAAUAGCAGCGAUCAGAGAUUCAGCACCAGUCAAUUGUUUUCUGUUUUUACUAAUGACCUUCCACUGACCUUGAAUAAAGCCUGGGUGUCUAUGUAUGGUGACGACUCAACAGUGUACAUGUCGGCUGCAACAGACAAAUAAAUAACUGACACCCUUAACAUAGAGCUCCAGUCAGGUUUAGAAUGGGUAACUAGCAAUAGGCUGGUGCUAAAUAUCUCAAAAAACGAAAAGCAUUAUUUUUGGGACAAAUCAUUCACUCAAUGCUAAACCUCAUUUAUAUCUAUUAUUGAAAAAUGUGGCAAUUGAACAAGUUGAGGAGACUAAACUGCUGGGUGUAACCAUAGAUGGCAAGCUGUAAUGGUCAAAACAUAUAGGCUCAAUGGUUGUUCAAAUGGGAAGAGGUCUGUCCAUGAUAGAGCGUUGCUCUGCCUUCUUGACAUCUCAGUCGACCAGACAGGUCCUACAGGCCCUAGUUUGUCGUACCUGGACUACUGCCCAGCUGUGUGGUCAUGUGCGGCAAAGAGGGACAUAGGUAAAUUGCAGUUGGUCCAGAACAAAGCAGCACGUAUCACACUUAGACGUACACGGAGGGCAAGUGUCAGUAACAUGCAUGUCAAUCUCUCCUGGCUCAAAGUUGAGGAGAAAUUGACUACCUCACUAUUGGUCUUUGUUCGAGGUAUUGAUGUGUUGAAGGUACCGAACUGCCUGUUCAAGUAGUUGGCACACAGUUCGGUACAUUGGCAUCAGUACAACACAAGACAGGCAACCAGAGAUCUCUUCACAGUCCCCAGGUCCAGAACAGAGGCUGGGAAAUGCACAGUAUUAAAUAGAACCAUGACUACAUGGAACUCGCUGCCACUCCAGGUAACUCAAGCUAGCAAAAAAACGGAUACAAAAAACGGAUAAAAACCCCCACCUUACUGCACACAGGGGACUGUGAAGAGACACAGCCAUUUUAUACAGUAUAUCUUGUAUUGUAAUUUGCACUGUAUUAUGUAUUAGACCUAGAUAGUGUGUAUGUACUGAUAUGUAGGCUAUGUGACGUUUUAAAUUGAUGUAGUUCAGUUCUUGUCUAAUAAAGUUCUGUACUAUGUCAUGUUUCAUGUGGACCCCAGGAAGAGUAGUUGCUCCUUUUGCUGUGGCUAAUGGGGAUCCUAAUAAAUAACAACAAAUGGACAACGACGGAAUCCGAACUUCGAAGUUCAGCACCACACUCCAGUGGACAGUCAUUCCCCACUGAAAUAUACUGAACAAAAAUAUAAACACAACAUGUAAAGUGUUGGUCCCAUGUUUCAUGAGCUGAAAUAAAAUAUCACAGAAAUGUUCCAUAUGCACAAAAAGCUUAUUUCUCUCAAAAAAAAUGUUUAGGCAUGCGUGUCGUUUAGAUAAGCAUGUCACUCACUACAUUCUGUUUCAAAUACCAAACCAACCGCACCGCUGACAGGGAGCGCUUUUGAUCCAGGCUGCUCAGCGCUUGAUUGCUCUGUUUUGAACAGUUGUUGCAUUAAGAGGGUUGUGUGCAUGUGUGUGUGGUUUUUCUUUAAGGGUAGUAUAGUAAGGGGUGUCAGUGAUCACUGAAUAUUUUAUGUGGGUAUUUCAUGCUCUUACCAUGCUCUGUUCAUUAUAUUAAUUCAGAUAAUAGUUUUUAAUAUGUAAUGCGUUAUACUGGUAUACUGCAUAUUCAUUGAUAUGAAAGUAUAACCAUCCAUUUAACUGAGAACCGGGUGAGGCAAUUUCCUCUGUUCUCUCUUUAUCUCUCUCUCUCUCUCUCAAUUCAAUUCAAUUCAAUGGGCUGUACUGGCUUGGGAAACGUGUUUACGUUGCCAAAGCAAUUCGAAUAGACCAGUGGUUCCCAACCUUUUUCGGUUACUGUACCACCAACUGAAUUUUGCUCUGGCUGGAGUUCCCCUGAAGUACCCCAUCAUGUGCAUUUUACCAGUAAGCCUAUGGCCUCAUGAGUCUUCUCAAGUACCACCUGUGGAUUGGCCAAGUACCCCAACUGGAAUAGACAAUAAACAUAAUGGGAAAUAAACCAUCAGAAAUUAACAGUAAACAUUACACUCACAAAAGUGUUUUAAUAAUAUUGACAAUUCAAAUGUUACAGUAUUGGCUAUGUACAUUGUUGUAACAAUGUUCAAAUAGUUGAAAUAUAAAAGGGAAAAUAAAUAAACAGAUAAAUAUAGGUUGUGUUUACAAUGGUGUUUGUGCUCCACUGGUUUCCCUUUUCUUGUGGCAACAGGUCACAAAUCUUGCUGCAGUGAUGGAACACUGUGGUAUUUUACCCAAUAGAUAUGGGAGUUUAUCAAGAUUGGAUUUGUUUUCAAAUUCUUUGUGGGUCUGUGUAAUCUGAGGGAAAUACUGUAUGUGUCUCUAAUAUAGUCAUACAGCUGACAGGAGGUUAGGAAGUGUAGCUCAGUUUCCACCUCAUUUUGUGGGCAGUAGGCACAUAGCCUGUCUUCUCUUGAGAGCCAGGUCUGCCUACGGCGGCCUUUCAAAAUAGCAAGGUUAUGUUCACGGAGUCUGUACAUAGUCAAAGCUUUCCUUAAUUUUAGGUCAGUGACAGUGGUCAGGUAUUCUGCUACUGUGUACCCUCUGUUUGGGCCAAAUAACAUUCCAGUUUGCGCUGUUUUUUUGUUGAUUCUUUCCAAUGUUUCAAGUAAUUAUCUUUUUGUUUUCUCAUGAUUUGGUUGGGUCUAAUUGUGUUGCUGUCCUGGGGCUCUGUUGGGUCUGUUUGUGUUUGUGAACAGAGUCCCCGUACCAGCUGUCUCGCUCUCUGUCUCCCUGUUCUCUCUGUCUCUGUCCUCUCUCAUACUAUCUUUCUCUGUCUCUCUCUUGCUCUGUCUCUCUCUUUCACUUUCUCUCGCUCUUACUUUCUCUCUCAUACUCCCUCUCUGUCUCCUAUCUUUGUCUUCCUCUGUUUCUCGGUCUCUCACACACUGACACACAAAAGCCCCGGCUGCUAGGUCAACGCAAGAGAAAAUCAGGCUUAUUUUUCUUCCAUUGAAACACCAUGGGGCUAUUACUAUGGGACUUCACAGGUCAAGACACACAGGUUAUGUAUGUAUUCCCUCCACAUUUAGUGAGAGUUACCAAAGGCAUUUAUUCAUUUUCAUGGGGGCAGUAUUACUUUCUAUCUGGCUGCCUUAAACUCUUCUCCUCAUCUUUCUCCAUCUCUCACGCUCAGUCUAGUUUUUCAUUGAGGUAGAGUCAGGAGUGUUAGUCAAGGCUCAGAUCUAGUAUUAUCAGGUGAGUCGCUGUGAGGUUUUUACACCUUUCACAAUCCCACAGAAAUUUCCCUCAAAGCACAGAGCAGGGGAAAGAUGCUACAGAGGUGCGACUGUGACAGGAAGCUUUUUACUGGGUUUGAAAAUGAAUAUUUCUGUUUGUAUGAAAUCGGUAUAUAUGCAUGGUGUGUGUGUGUAUUCACAAUAUGUUUGUGUGUAUUCACUGUGUGUGUAUUUACUGUGUGUGUGUGUGUGUUUGUCUUGUCUCAGAUGGGCUGGCUAGCAGAUAACAGCACGUUCCACUCCAACAUCCCUGAGGCUGCUGACCUGGUGGUGGCCAUGGUCUACUCUAUAUUUGGUAAGUACUACUGUACCCCAGAGUGUGACAUGCAUGUGUGACAGGAGGAGAUUGGCUUCAUUAAUUAAGGGAAGAUCUGAGUUAGCCAAUCAGAGGCUCAGAGCUCAAUUUCCCCCUCAGUCCACUCAGGAGGACACAUGUUUCUACUCUGUUGGCCAUCAGGUGUGUGUAUGUGCUUUCAUGCUUGCCUGUAAUAGUUUUUUAUUCCAGAGGGUCUUUGAGUCAGUUAGUAAUGGAGUGAGCCUGUUUAACAUUAGUCACACUUACAUGAUCAUUGGUUAGUAGUUCCUGGUUACGAAGUUGAAGUUUUAAUUAAUUUUGCCUGUCCUUGAACAAAACAACAAAUCGUCUCCUGGUGACUCAGUGUGUGUGUGUGUAGAACCCCCCUCUGAAAAUCAACCUCUAGGUUCAGUCUUUUUAACCCAGCCACCGGCAGCACGUGCACACCUCACCCUCCACACACUGAACACACACACACAGCUUUCUGAUCAGCAGGUUUCUGAUGUUAUUGUUAAGUGCUCCAUUUACACCAUUCACAUCUCUCUACCUCUCUCUUUUGCAUACACGCACGCAUGCCAUUCACUUAAACUGAGACAAGGAAACAGUCAGUCAUUGUUCUGAGGAAGAGGAUAGUUGAUUCAUAAAGAUGUUUAGUUGAUCUGUCUGUAUCUACUAUCAGACCAGUAUUACUGAAUGAAUUAGCCACAUUUUCAACUGCUUUGACUGCCUGCAGAUGACGAUGAUGAUGAUGGUUGUGCUUGUUAUUAUCACACUCUUAGACAAACAAAAAGGUGUGAUGGGUCCGUUCUGAAAAAGAUGUCGCAUAAAGCUUUCUUCAUUAUUCUAUUUUUUUAUUAUUUUCACUGCAUCCCUCUUGGCGUUUUUCCUAUUUUGUUGCAUUACAACCUGUAAUUUAAAUUGAUUUUUAUUUGGAUUUCAUGUAAUGGACAUACACAAAAUAGUCCAAAUUGGUGAAGUGAAAUGAAAAAAAUAAAUUGUUUCAAAAAAUUCUAACAAUAAAUAACGGAAAAGUGGUGCGUGCAUAUUUAUUCACCCCAUUUGCUAUGAAGCCCCUAAAUAAGAUCUGGUCCAACCAAUUACCUUCAGAAGUCACACAAUUAGUUAAAUAAAGUCCACCUGUGUGCAAUCUAAGUGUCACAUGAUCUGUCACAUGAUCUCAGUAUAUAUACACACCUGUUCUGAAAGGCCCCAGAGUCUGCAACACCACUAAGCAAGGGGUACCACCAAGCAAGCGGCACAAUGAAGACCAAGGAGCUCUCCAAACAGGUCAGGAACAAAGUUGUGGAGAAGUACAGAUCAGGGUUGGGUUAUAAAAAAAUAUCCAAAACUUUGAACAUCCCACGGAGCACCAUUAAAUCCAUUAUUAAAAAAUGGAAAGAAUAUGGCACCACAACAAACCUGCCAAGACUCACGGACCAGGCAAGGAGGGCAUUAAUCAGAGAGGCAACAAAGAGACCAAAGAUAACCCUGAAGGAGCUGAAAAGCUCCACAGCAGAGAUUGGAGUAUCUGUCCAUAGGACCACUUUAAGCCGUACACUCCACAGAGCUGGGCUUUACGGAAGAGUGGCCAGAAAAAAGCCAUUGCUUAAAGAAAAAAAUAAGCAAACACGUUUGGUGUUCGCCAAAAGGCAUGUGGGAGACUCCCCAAACAUAUGGAAGAAGGUAUUCUGGUCAGAUGAGACUAAAAUUGAGCUUUUUGGCCAUCAAGGAAAACGCAAUGUCUGGUGCAAACCCAAUACCUCUCAGCACCCCGAGAACACCAUCCCCACAGUGAAGCAUGGUGGUGGCAGCAUCAUGCUGUGGGGAUGUUUUUCAUCGGCAGGGACUGGGAAACUGGUCAGAAUUGAAGGAAUGAUGGAUGGCGCUAAAUACAGGGAAAUUCUUGAGGGAAACCUGUUUCAGUCUUCCAGAGAUUUGAGACUGGGACGGAGGUUCACCAUCCAGCAGGACAAUGACCCUAAGCAUACUGCUAAAGCAACACUUGAGUGGUUUAAGGGGACACAUUUAAAUGUCUUGGAAUGGCCUAGUCAAAGCCCAGACCUCAAUCCAAUUGAGAAUCUGUGGUAUGACUUAAAGAUUGCUGUACACCAGCGGAACCCAUCCAAUUUGAAGGAACUGGAGCAGUUUUGUCUUGAAGAAUGGGCAAAAAUCCCAGUGGCUAGAUGUGCCAAGCUUAUAGAGACAUUGAAUUCGAAACAGCAUUUGUAGGGAACAACCGAUGAGCAGCAGGUGCUUCUAAUCAGGAUUUUCUCUCAUCUACCAAUCAGGGAUGUGGCUUUUCUGGUCUACCUGUAUACAAGUUAGUCACAAUUGCCUUAGGUGUCUGCUCACUUGGAUACAUUAUAUAAUUUCACAAGAUAGAUUGGUUGACAGAACAGGAAUUUAAGUAUCUUUCUGUCCCAAAACCUACAGUUUCAAUCCUUUAUGGUCUAAGGUUCACAAAUAAACCACAUUAAGACCUAUCAUUUCAGGUAAUGGCUCUCUUACCGUAAAGUCCUGCAGCACCCCUUGAAAAAUCAGAAUAAAUAAAACAUAUAUUUAAAAAAUUAAAAUGCUAAAGAAAAUACAAAAUAUGUGCACUGGGCCUUUACUGGUAUUAGCGGACCGAUAUAGAUGUCUGUAGCAUGGGCAAAAACAUUGUUUCAGCAUCUCUACUUUGGCAAGAAAGGUAGUUGUAUAAUUAAGAACAGUAUCUUGCAGGAUUCAAUAGUUGGAAUUGUAAGAGUUGUAGCCCUGUCCCUUUCUCUGCUAUUGUCCUUCUAAUGGAUCCAGAAAGAACAAAACUCUGUCCUCAAACAUUUACAUCAAAGGUGCAAAGUUAUGGGCAAAGACACAAAACAUCCACAUCAAAUUACAUAUUUUCCUUUACCAAAUAACAUGGAAAACAACCACUUUUUGUGCGGUAUUAAUUUACCAUCCUUACAAACCACAAUGUAAAUGCACAUUACUGUAUUGUACAUAGGCUGGUCAUAUAGGUUUGUACCUGUAGACUUUCCAUCACCAUGAAGAAAAACAAUACACAAUACAGUAAUUGAGUACAUUGAGACAUUAAGUGGUUUGUAAUGAUGUGAUGUGAUGUGGCUCAGUUGGUAGACCAUGGCGCUUGCAGCACUAGGGUUGUGGGUUCGAUAAGAGCAUCUAGUAAAAGGGAUGAGUUGCAUUUGCAAAGUAUUUCAAGAAACUGGAAAACAUAUCAAGCAAGUAUUUUUUAUAUUCCACAAGCAUUAUCAGCUUAACUGUUUUGUACAGAUAAUUAUCAGACUCAAGUUACAAAUGCUGGUAAACACUCAAAUACAAAUACAUUUAGUUUUUAAGUUUUUACCUAGUCCACUAUGGAGGACUAAAAGUGCCACAAUUAAAUAAAUAAAUACACCAUUAAAUAAUUACUUAAAUGUGUCAUUAAUUAAUUAAAAUUAGAAUUAAAUACAUAAAUGUGUUAUUAAAUGUGUCAUUAAUUAAUUCAAAUACCGAUUCAUUUUAUGUAAAAUACAUAUAUAAUAAUUUCACUAUUUACAUUUACAUUUCAUGGUCCUGCGUUGGAGUGCUUCCUGAAUUACUUAAAACUGUCAAACUGACCCAUCAAAAGUUGGUAGGCGGAACCUAACGCCUGAUUGGUUACCCUCUGCAUCAAGCCAAGACAAAUCAAUUCCGGAUAAUGUCAGCAGGUCCUGCUUCUACAUCCUCUGCUAAGUUUAAAAUGUCUCUAACCAACUCCCUGGAAAGUUCACGGAGAUCCUCCAUUGUCUCUAUCCAGGUUGGCCUACUCUACUUCAGACCAAAGCAAUGGAUCAGACUAGAUUCGCGUUAGCCCCGCCCACUGACUUUGAUGGGUCAGUUUGACAGUUUUAAGUAAUUCAUGAAUCACUGCAAUGCAGGAUCAUGAAAUGUAAAUGUAAAUAGUGAAAUAAUUAUAUAUGUAUUUUACAUAAAAUGAAUCGGUAUUUGAAUUAAUUAAUGAUACAUUUAAUUACACAUUUAUGUAUUUAAUUCUAAUUUUAAUUAAUUAAUGACACAUUUAAGUAAUUAUUUAAUGGUGUAUUUAUUUAUUUAAUUGUGGCACUUUUAGUCCUCCAUAGUCCACUGGGCCUUUACUAGUCCUGUAUUAGCGGACUGAUAUAGACAUCUUUAGUGUGGGCAAUUUUUUUCCCUUUCUGCCUGUGUUCAGUUGAACGUUGAUUAGUGUGUGUGUGUGUACACAGAAAACAGAUUAAACUUAGUGACUAAUCACCCCUUUGUCUCCAAGUGUUAAUUGCGUUAACCUCCCAUAAGGUACCUAAACACAAUAAUAAUAAUAAUAAUAAUAUGCCAUUUAGCAGACGCUUUUAUCCAAAGUGACUUACAGUCAUGUGUGCAUACAUUUUUACGUAUGGGAGGUCCCGGGGAUCGAACCCACUACCCUGGUGUUACAAGCGCCAUGCUCUACCAAUUGAGCUACAGAGGACUACAACACAUGUGUAUCUCUCAGUACCCCUUAAACAUCCCCUGGCAUGUUGAUUAGUGUAAUAAUACGGCUUUAUUAAAGGAACAGGCAGCGUUUAAAGACAUAAUCCCCCCUCAGACAGCAUGCAGGAAAACAAUACGCUCGAGAUUGAUGGUGGCUCAGAGAGCUCUGUGUGGGCAGGACUGGCUGGCUGACUGGCUGACCGACUGACUGGUUAGACAGCAGGCUGGUUGACUGACUUGCUGGCUGACUGGCUGGCUGAUUGUGGUUGGACUUUAAAUCAGAUUAUUGUGAAGGAGGGCCGGGUUCCCUAUAAAGUGCUACUCAUCUUGGACCGCCUCCAGAUUUGUAAUGUUUUUUAAUGUGUUUGUGUUAUGUAUGAUGUCAACUCAAUAAAGGUUUUUAAAGUAACAUUUUCCUCCCUCUCCCUCCCUCUCUUCCCUCUCUUCCCCUCCAUCUCUUCCCCUCCCUACCUCCCUCCCUCCCUCCCUCCUUCCCCCAGGUGUGUGUUCUCUGGUGGGUAACACCAUACUACUCUAUGUCUCCUAUAAUAAGAAGAUUCUGCUGAAACCAGCAGAGUUCUUCAUCAUUAACCUGGCUGUCAGUGACCUGGGCAUGACCCUUAGCCUCUACCCCCUGGCUGUGACAUCUAGUAUCUACCACAGGUUGGUUAGAUACAAAUACAUACACACGCACACGCAUAUUAAACACAUUCAUACACUCACUCAGCUGAUUUAAUAUCUGAGUAAUAACACUCUCCCUCCCUCCCUCCCUCCCUCCCUCCCUCCCUCCCUCCCUCCCUCCCUCCCUCCCUCCCUCUCCCUCUCUCCCUCUCCCUCCCUCCCUCUCCCUCCCUCUCCCUCCCUCCCUCCCUCCCUCCCUCUCCGCCUCUCCCUCCCUCGCCGCCUCUCCCUCCCUUGCCGCCUCUCCCCCUUCCCCUCCCUCUACGCCUCUCCCCCUUCCCCUCCCUCUACGCCUCUCCCUCCCUCUACGCCUCUCCCCCUUCCCCUACGCCUCUCCCCCUUCCCCUCCUUCGACGCCUCUCCCCCUUCCCCUCCCUCUACCUCCCCACCUCUCCUCUCUCUCUCCCAGGUGGUUGUACGGUAAGACAGUGUGUCUGGUCUAUGCCUUCUGUGGAGUGUUGUUUGGUAUCUGCAGUCUGACCACCCUGACCAUCCUCAGUACUGUGUGCUGCCUCAAGGUCUGCUACCCACUCUACGGUAAGACCACAGCACCGCUGACCUCAACAUGACCAUCUAGGAUCCACACUAUGACAAUCUCUUCUUGUUGUUAUUUUCUUUGACCAAACUACGACCGCUCUACAACUGUCUGACCACAUGACAACAAGACCAUCUAUACCUGUGACUGUUUCUGUGUUUCUGCAAUAUGAAUGCAUUAAGGCUCUUUUGACUGCAUAACCAUUAAACAUCACUGUUACUGAUUCUUACCAUACUAUGGCUGACUGUGUAUGAUCCCCCCCACAGGUAACCGGUUCAGCCCAGACCACGGUCGUAUCCUGAUAGUGUGUGCGUGGGCUUAUGCCCUGGUGUUUGCCUGUUCCCCUCUAGCCCAUUGGGGUGCAUAUGGCCCAGAGCCCUAUGGCACGGCCUGCUGUAUCGACUGGCAGGUUCGUCUCCUCUUACUUAUUAUUUGUUCUGUCUAUUACUUUUUUCAUGGAGUCUUUGUUACUAUUCAACACUUUAGAUUAUUAUUUUUAUAUAUAGUGGUCAGUGGAACCCCAAAGGCUAUGAAUUAAUUGUUUUGUACAUUUUAACUUACUUUGAAAAUGUGUCAGAUAAUCCUGUAAGUCGCUAAGGGCUAUUCGACACAAAAAUACAAAUCAUCUUUCAUUAAUUCUACAGCGGUCCAACCGGGACGGUGUGGCCAGGUCCUACACUGUGGCACUGUUCCUCUGCUGCUACAUUCUGCCCUGCUGUGUCAUCACUUCCGCCUACUCACAGAUCCUGGUCACGGUCAGGGAGUCACGGAGAGCAGUGGAGCAACACGUCUCACAGCAGACACGCAUGGGGAAUGUACAGACCACCAUAGUGAAGGUAACGGUAUAGAUGCACACACACACGUAAUUAAAGAUGGAAUCCGCAGUAGGGAAACAGUGCCACUGUCCGCCCCACCUACGUUGUUAUUCUUUUAGAUUUUUUGACGAAGCGGAGGCGAGGAGCAUCGCGAAAUGAUGUGCGAGGGAAAGAAAACUGUGUUCGGUGUUUGCAGUAACUUCUUUGUUGUUGUAAUAUCCGAUGUGGUAGUUUCACCAUUAUGGAUUCCAGCGUUAAACUAAAUGUCUGCUGUCCCGUGUGGCUCAGUUGGUAGAGCAUGAUGCAGUAUGAAGAUACUGUAGUACUGAAUAAAGAUUAAGAAACAUGUAAUCUGGUCUGACGGUCAUCUCGCGCUGAACUGCACAUGUCCAUGCCACCAAGGCAAAGGCACUACUGUGAUAUAAAGUAGUUUUUGACGAAAAUGAAAACAUGUCAGUUUGUCACUUUCUCAAGGUUGGAGUAAUAACAUGUUCAGCUACUUCAGACAUUGGCUUGAAUCUACAUUGUGCCUUUAGAUUUUGAGAAAAUGAACAACUAAGGAAUAAUUGUUCACUUCUCCCAUUGACUUUCCAAACCCUUGUCUGGUCUGUCGGCUUCGCGAAGCGUUCACGGAAGUAUCGCGAUGUUGGGCCUCUGGGUUUAGAAACUCUAUGGCGGUAGUCAGACUAUUUCCUCAAUAUGUUUCAACUACCUGGCUCAAUGCAGCUACGACACUCCAAUCACUAUGCAAUAAAGGCUUCUCUCCAGAAAGGACAGAACAGUUUAGCUUUACCUUUUAACGGUCCCAGACUGGGCUGGGUAUGCAGUAGCUUUGUCUCUCUUUGAAAACUCAUAUUUCACAUUUGCAGCAAAGAAUACAUUUCCUUGACACCUAACUCAGAACAGAAUUGUCAAACUGUACCAAGACUAAUAAAUCCUUUAUGUAAAUAAUGGUCAUUUCUCUCUCUCUCUCCCCCUCCCCUCUCUAGCUCAGCGUGGCGGUGUGUAUUGGUUUCUUCGCAGCGUGGAGUCCCUACGCCCUGGUCUCCAUGUGGGCAGCGUUCGGUCACAUGGACUCCAUCCCUCCGAUGGCGUUUGCCAUCCCUGCCAUGUUUGCUAAGUCCUCAACCCUCUACAACCCUCUGGUCUAUCUGUUGCUGAAGCCCAAUUUCCGCCACCUCCUGUCUAAAGACCUUCACUCCCUCCACAGGGCCUGUGUUCUUCAGUGUCGCUGUGUCCGCUACCUCCGCCGCUUCUCCUACCGCUCCGUCCUUGCCGUUACGCUACGCUGGCUAUGCCCGCAGGGAUCAGAAUCAAACUCCGCCCCCAAUGUGGUGACCACUGCUGCCACGGCCCACGCAGUGCUAUGCUCCUCGCAAUGCCCCUGCGAGCACUGCCAGGAUACGUUUGAGUGUUUUAAACAGUAUCCGAGACGUUGUCAUGUCAACGUCAACACUGUGCAGCUCUCACUACAGGACAGUAUGUCUCCUGUUGUACCCCAUGCACCAGGCCCUCCCGGACCCCCGGUUAAAACUGCACCCCCUGUUCCCAAUGCCAAGAGCUCAGAGAUAGACAGUCUAGAGAUCACCUUGGAGACAGUCCCCUCCCACUACAAGGCUGCCGGACCCUGA
Coregonus sp. 'balchen' is the source of this 16110-nucleotide messenger RNA. Lineage: Eukaryota; Metazoa; Chordata; Actinopteri; Salmoniformes; Salmonidae. The record is from the annotation of a GenBank genome assembly.